Tetrahymena thermophila SB210 is the source of this 240-nucleotide messenger RNA. Its product is annotated as ion channel inhibitory toxin protein. The record is from RefSeq and is a predicted model, not a curated record. Lineage: Eukaryota; Ciliophora; Oligohymenophorea; Hymenostomatida; Tetrahymenidae. Gene Ontology annotation, cellular component: extracellular region. Gene Ontology annotation, molecular function: ion channel inhibitor activity. The transcript has a single exon.
AUGAAUACUCAAAAACUUGCUAUUGUUUUGACUGUAGGAACUCUUAUUCUCCUCUCAUCUGUAUACUACAUCUACAAAAUAAACUAAGUAGAAUUAGAAAGUGAUGAUCUCCUUCAUUUAUCAGAACCUAAUUGUAAUGGUAUAGGUGCAUACUGUACAAAUACCAAUGAUUGUUGUCCAGGUCUUGUGUGUUCUUAUGACACGUAUGUCAAUUUACGUUGUUUCAAAAGGAACCAAUGA